CAGGUACAUUGCCAGUGCCAACACCACACCACCACCACAUCAGUCAUCAGAAGCACAGGCACGUAGUGGCUAUAUUCUCUUUUCAGGAUCGUUACCUCCCUAGAAACGGAUAUUGGAGAAGUCUUCUUAUUGUAACUGGUGAAAGAGGUUUUUUAAAAGAACAUUCAAGACAAGAACUAUGGAUUCUUCUAUGACUGGGAGUCAAGUUCGUAAAACCUUUAUUGACUUUUUCAUCAGUAAAGGCCAUAAAUAUGUUCAUUCAUCAUCAACCAUUCCUUUAGAUGAUCCAACUUUACUGUUUGCAAAUGCCGGUAUGAAUCAAUUCAAACCUAUAUUCUUGGGCACUAUAGAUCCAAAUUCGGAUAUGGCACAUUAUGUACGAGUAGUAAAUACUCAAAAAUGUAUUAGAGCUGGUGGUAAACAUAAUGACUUGGAUGAUGUUGGUAAGGAUGUUUACCAUCAUACUUUUUUUGAAAUGUUGGGUAAUUGGUCAUUUGGAGACUAUUUCAAGAAAGAAAUAUGUACUUGGGCCUGGGAACUUCUGACUGAAGUGUACAAAUUACCAGGAGAAAGGCUUUAUGUUACCUACUUUGGUGGAGAUUCAGCAUCUGGCCUUGAACCAGAUUUUGAGUGCAAAAAUAUUUGGCUAGCUUUAGGAGUACCAGAGUCUCAUAUUCUACCAGGUAGUAUGAAAGAUAACUUUUGGGAAAUGGGAGAAACUGGACCUUGCGGGCCAUGUUCAGAGUUACAUUAUGAUCGAAUUGGUGGUCGUGAAGCUGCACAUCUUGUUAACAUGGAUGACCCUGAUGUGCUAGAAAUUUGGAAUUUGGUAUUUAUUCAAUUCAACCGGGAAUCUGAUGGAUCUUUAAAACUCUUACCAAAAAAGCAUAUUGAUUGUGGCUUAGGAUUUGAAAGACUAGUUUCUGUCAUUCAAAAUAAAAGAGCUAAUUAUGAUACUGAUAUUUUCAUGCCAUUAUUUAAGGCCAUAGAGUUUGGCACUGGAGUUAGGCCUUAUUCUGCUAAAGUAGGUAAAGAAGACUUGGACGGUAUUGACAUGGCCUAUAGGGUUUUGGCUGAUCAUGCUAGAACAUUGACAAUUGCAUUAUCUGAUGGUGGCUAUCCCGACAAUACUGGUAGGGGUUAUGUACUCCGUAGAAUUUUAAGAAGAGGAGUGCGAUAUGCUUCUGAAAAACUUAAUGCCAAGCCUGGCUUCUUCGCUUCUUUGGUUCACACUGUGGUUGAAAUGUUGGGUGAUGUUUUUCCUGAAAUAAAAAAAGACCCAGAGUCAAUUAUCCAUAUUAUAAAUGAGGAGGAAGUACAGUUCUUAAAAACUCUAACACGUGGCAGAAACUUACUCUACAGAACAAUUGAAAAAUUAGACAAAUCUAAAAUUUUACCCGGUGACGUUGCAUGGCGUCUUUAUGACACAUACGGAUUUCCCAUUGAUCUAACACAGUUGAUGUGUGAAGAAAAAGGUCUUUCUAUUGACAUGGAAGCUUAUGAAAAGGCAAAGAAGGAGUCGCAGAUUGCCUCCCAAGGUAAAUCUGCUGGGAAAGAAGAUUUAUUGGCUUUAGAUAUUCAUGCUAUAACAUACUUGCAAGACUCUCAUAUACCAGUUACUGAUGAUUCUCCAAAAUACGAUUAUGUGGCUUCAAGCCAGGAUAAAGAAUCUACAUAUGACUUUAAUACAUGUACUGCAACUAUAUUAGCUCUACGUAGAAAUAAAGAGUUUGUUCAUGAAGUUUUCUCAGGGCAAGAAUGUGGAAUCAUAUUAGACAAAACAAGUUUUUAUGCAGAACAAGGAGGUCAAAUCUAUGAUGAGGGUUACAUGGUUAAAGUUGAUGAUGAUACUACAGAAUUUACUGUGAAUAAUGUACAGGUAAAAGCUGGCUAUGUUUUGCACACAGGAAAAGUGGAAGGUACUCUUAAGGUUGGUGAUACUUUGUCUUUACAUAUUGAUACUGUGAGAAGGAGACUUGUAAUGAACAAUCACACUGGUACACAUAUUCUUAACAAUGUCUUAAGGAAAGUUCUUGGAAGUGAUUCAGAUCAAAGAGGUUCUCUUGUUAUGCCAGAUCGUCUAAGGUUCGAUUUUACUAAUAAAGGUCCUAUGACUAUUCAACAGAUCAAGGACACAGAAAAUCAAAUAAAAGAGAUUAUUAAUUCUAAUAAAAUAGUUUAUGCUAAGUUGACGAACUUAGCUGAAGCAAAAAAGAUAAACGGCCUGCGAGCAAUGUUUGAUGAACACUAUCCUGAUCCAGUUCGUGUUGUCUCAGUUGGAGUACCUGUGGAAGAAUUAGAAAAAAAUCCAGACGCAGCAACUGGCUAUGCCACCUCAGUCGAAUUUUGUGGUGGGUCUCAUUUACAUCACACAGGGCAUAUUGGAGAUUAUGUAAUUGUUAGUGAAGAAGGUAUUGCAAAAGGUAUUCGAAGAAUUGUGGCUCUUACUGGUCCAGAAGCCCAAAAGGCAAUUAAUAAACAAAAUAUAUUGGAGAAUGAAGUCAACAAUCUUGCUAAUUUAAUAAAAGAACAAGGUAAUAAUAUUAUUCAAAAAGAUAUUUUGAAGAAUAUAAUUGAUUUGACAAAUGAUAUAUCACAAGCCCAGAUUUCUUAUUGGAAAAAAGACGAAUUCCGAACGACGCUUAACAAUUUAAAGAAAAAACUUAGUGACAAGGAAAGGGCUGCAAAAGCGGCCGUAGUCAAUGAAGUUAUAGAAAAAGCAAAAGAUUUGUGCAUACAACAAAAAAAUUCGGACGUUAUUGUUGCAGAAUUGAAAGCAUUUGGAAACACAAAGGCAUUAGAUAGCGCCUUGAAACAAGUUAAACAGCUGUGUCCAAACACAGCUGCUAUGUUCUUUUCAGUUGAUAAUGAAACAAAAAAAAUUUACUGCUUAGCAGCAGUACCAAAAAAUAUUAUCGAAAAAGGCUUGUUAGCGUCUGAUUGGGUUAACUCACUUACGAAUGUUAUGGGUGGAAGAGGCGGGGGGAAACCAGAAUCUGCUCAAGCUUCAGGAUGCAAUUAUAACUCUCUAGAUGAAGCUAUGAAAAAGGCACAAGAAUUUGCGAAAAGUAAAUUGUCAUAAGGUAUCAAAAUAUGACAAAAAAGAAGUCAUGGUUAUGAUAAUAAUAUUUAAGUAACUUUUUGCAUGUUAUGAAUCUGUGUUUUUUCAAUUACAAAACGAAAAUGUAUUUCUCAUAUUUUUAUGUAUAAAUUAAAUAUCCUGUUACUGGAAAUAAAUGCUUAAGUUCGAAUAUUGUGUUUAUUGAGCAACGUAUUAAGUAUAGGAUAGAUGUCGUAAUAGGAGACUAAAGAACUUUCGCAGAGAAAAGAAAACUUUAAUAUUGAUUCAUUAAAAAAGGAGAAACAGGUCGUAAGUUAGCUGAUAAGUAUGGUGUAGGUACUUCCACGAUAAGUGAUAUUAAGAAUACCCUUUCAAUUUUGUUGUACACCUGCAAAUUAGAUAGUGAAGACGGGAGUAUUCAUCGGAAAAUGAUGAAGAAACCGAAAAAUUAACUUUUAGAAGACGCUUUGUAUUGCUGGUUUUUACAAAUACGAUCAACUGGGCAACCGAUGUCUGGUCCUUUGCUGUGUGAAAAAGCAUUACAGUUAAAUAAAAAAAUAGGGGGCGAUGAAUCUUCUGUGGCAAGUAACGGAUGGUUAUACAGAUUUAAAACUCGUCAUGGAAUUCGAGAAUUGGAAAUACAAGGUGAAAAAAUGUCAGCUAAUCUAGAUGCAGCCAACUCAAAAUGAUUUCAAGAAGAAUUUGGACGAAAAUAACUUGGUAGAUUUUGUUAAUAAUGCUGAUGAAACCGGAUUAAACUGGUAGUCAUUGCCUUUAAAAUCUUUAGCUUCUAGGCGAGAGAAUUCAGCUCCAGGAUAUACUAGCAAAGAGCGAGUAACAAUAUUAGUUUGCGCUAACGCUACCGGGUCCCAUAAAAUACCUUUGCUUCUCAUCGGAAAAUCAAAAGAACCCAGAAGUUUUAAAAAUAUCAGGGUACCCAAUUUUCUUCAUACUUUCGAUUAUCCGGAUUUUCGAUUAUCCGAAUGCCUUUCAACAACAAAUAGUCCGGUUAAUCGAGUUUCUACUGUAUAUAAUUAAUUAUCUAACACAAUAUUUCUCGCUCCGAAUAUAUAUUAAUUAAGAAUCGUCUUGCUCGAAGAGCAGUAUUCCAGCAGGACUCGUUUAUUCGUUAUUUUUCUAAAACUAAUACACGCACCAAAAUUUGUUUCGGGAACAUUUACAGCUAAUUGGUCACUAAUUAUAUGUUUCUCAUAUCUAUCUAGGAGUUACUUUUUUGUUGGGGUAAAUGCACACAAAAAAGGAAAAUAGCUAUUCUAUUCUAAGUAUAAUUUAAUAUUGUGAAGUUGACGUUGUUGAAGAAAAUGCUGCAGUGCAGUUUGUUACCGCUUCUUCUGCACUGAUGCCUUGGAAGCGGCAGUAAACUUAGUUUUUAAGUAAUUUAUUUGACGUCAACCAAUGUUGUUAAACCAUACAAUUAUUAAGCGAUAAAAUAGUAUCCUAUAAUAAUGAAUAAAAAUUUUGAAUUUGAAUUAUAGAGUACCAUUAAAUUAACAUGAACGAUCAAAGAUUUAAUUAAUUAUAUAUUUUACAGACAGUCAACAUACAUAGUGUUAUCUUUUAUAAUUAUUUGGUUAAUAGUUAAGUGCGUUACGAAGUAAACCAUUAGGAUCACAGAAUUGGGAUAUCCGGUAUCAUGGAAAAUUUCUUCGGCCGCAUCGCUCGUAUGUAAUUUACAUAUAGGCGUAUUUACCUACAUGCGUGUAAACCCAGGUACUUUAAUUUCAUAUCUAUAUUAUUUACAAAAUGACAGACGCCCCCGCCAACAUCGGCCGCUUGGCACCACAUAUAUCUAAAGCGCAAGCCCUUUGGAGAUGAUGUACAUACAUACAUAUCAUCACGUCUAUAUCCCUUACGGAGAUGAUGUAUUGAAAUAAUUUUUUUUUUUGGUUUACAUUCUCAUUGCCAAAGUAUUUAUUUAUUUUAGUUAUCUGUUACAGCGUGUUAUUAUAGGCUUAUUCCAAAAAAACAUUGUUUAAGUACUUAUACCUAAGUAUGUAAAAUAUCUAUACCUCGUUUGUGAAUUUCGCCAAAGAACAGUUAAACAUGUCGAAGAAUUUCUUUAUGUAAUUCAGCAUGUAUCUUAAUUAGAAUGUAAUGUAGCACAUAAAUAAAAACAAAAUAUAGUGAUUUCUAAAAUAUAAUUUAAAGCCUCGUCUACAAUACAUUACUAACGUCUCAGAAACAGUUAAAUAACAAUAGGUAGAUAUAAUUCUUAAAUGAUUGCAUAUUCUAAAAUAUCUACAUAAUAUAUAGAUAGUAUAUUUACUUCACUGUAUUCGUGAUCAUUGGUAUCUGAAUUUAGGAACACGCGUGGUGUAUUGCCGCACAAGUGUGAGGAAACUGUACGUGACGCGCAGAGAAAAGGCACUAGAAGACACAACAGACAUCAGCGCCCCACUUGUAACACCGCAGUAUUCGAAGUUUGAAUAAUAUGGUGUACAGGUAGCGUCUCUGCUGCCAGCGUCGUAAAUGCGGAAUGGUGUGUGUUUUUAAACACGCAAUAAUUAAUUCAGUUAUAAAAAGUAUUGCCAAGUUCACAUUUCAAUUUCCAAAUCAGAGUUGGUUCCUUAGUGAUAAAUCGAAUUUAGGAUUGUAAAAUUUGUUAUUAAUUUUCUUUCGCGUAUCUCUUUUGCUGAUGUUGCGGCUCGGGAUUCUCGAACAAAGUUAAGGUUCGUUAGGCUAUUUUGUGACCAUUCAUAUGAGAACAUUUUUCCAAUUGCGAUUUGCCCUAAUCACAAAUUCUAUUAUUAUUAUUGUGAAUUCGGCUUAUCGUGCAUGGGCGCAACUCUGAAUUGGAUCCACGAGUAAUUAUGGGACCAAAUGCAAUUUAGACCAAUCGCUCCUAUACGGAUAGGCAACCAUGAGCGCUAAAUCUGAAUGCUCCCAACUCAGUAUGAUAGGAAAAAAAAAGAGCAUAGCAUUUAUGCACCCGGCUACAGUCGCUACUCGCUUUGCCACAUUACGGAACGGAAUGUUUGAGACAAAAAAACCCAUGUUUUCAUUAAAUUUCAUCCAUGUUGUUAUAAGAGGCUUGAACCCUGAUAAAAAGCUAGGUAUAACAAAAAAAUACCUCACUAACCAAUACGUGCAGGAUAUAUUUGUAAGUAUGAGCUCCGGUAAUACAAAAAUAUAUUUUAAUAUAAUGAUUUAUUUACAUUGUAUAAUAGCUCUGUUCCCUCACCGUAGUAUCAUUGAUUGUGUUACUAUGAUAGAAUUUUAAAAUUUGCCACGAUUCGUUUUCACAUAUCUUGACGUGGCGUUUAUUGAAAUAUGUCAAUAUCUACUGCCGGCCAAGUCAACUGGUCAAAUCAUAAUACCACAAUAAUUGGUUUCAGGCGGACAUGAUGUAUGAUAUUUAUAUAAUAAUUGUUAGAGACCGAUAUCUUUUUGAUUUGAGAAUUUAAAUUGCGAAGUUGAGAAAAAUUUAGGUGUUUACUUUAACCACUUACGACCGUUUAGAUAUUAUUAGAUUAUGAGCGCCAUAUGAUUUAUAGUUAACUAGUUAAAAGGUUUGUUUAUCAAACUGAUGACUCCAUAGCAUAUGAAGCAUAUGGAAUACGAUAAAAGAACAGAAAAUAAUGUUUCAGAAUACAGUAACAACUUCGGAUAUAAUAUACAUAUAUUUAUCAGAUGAAAACAGAGUUGUGUAUACAAUAAUUUAUUUAAAUGAAUGUUUUGAUCAUUGGUCUACUCGUAUUUAUUGAUGGUCAGCAGUAACUAAUUGAAAAAUAACUGAAUUGGCAAUAAACUGCUCGAACUACUUUUUAGUUUUGUAGUUUCAAAACAAAAUAUUUUAAAAUUAUUGUGUCAUUGAAGUAUUGUAUUUCAUCUAUAGGUUACCAAUUAAGUACCAAAAAAGAAUAUUGCCAGGUGAGAUGUUUUUGAAUCUUAUUUAUGUCUUAUUCAUUUUCUAUCCGAUUUAAAAUAUAUUUUUAUUUUUAAUAUUAGUUUUUUAUAUGCAGAAAAUAAAUAUUUUUCUUGGAACAUGAAAUGAAACGAUAAAGCCGUUUUUCAUUUUAUGAAAUUUAUCACAUGUCAAGUGAAUGUCGCAAAUUGAUUGCAAAUUUGAUUAAAACAAAUGGUACAUAGCUAUUCUAUAUAAAAAUACUCUUAUUGUUGUACCUACAUACGUAAAACAGUUUAACGACCAUCAGCUAUAUUCCCGUUGCGUAACAUUUUAUAAACCCAUAAUUAUAUGGGAACUAUAUUUUCUAUCACCAAAAUUUAUAUUUGUCAUCAAGUUGUAUCACCUAAUAAAUAGAUAUAUCGCCACGAAAUAUUUUCGUUCUCAGAUAAACAAAAAUUGUUCCCAGGUAUGAAUUAUCAAAUUAAUGUUAAUAUAUGUGUAAAAUAAGAGAUCGAUAACCAAUAAAAUUAUAUUGAAUUACAUGAAUAUAAACUUCGUUCUUAUAAUAACAGUUUUGUUACUUAAAUAAUAGCUCUGUGCUCAGAAUGGUAGAUCUGUCACCAAAUAAAUCGAUUAUCGAUCCCUGACUGCGACUCCUUUUUAUUUGAUAUUUUGUCACCAAUACAGUAGUAACAUUUUAUUUCGUUCAGAUAUUAAAUUAAUAGUAUUCGUUACCAAUUUAAUACAUCAAUUUAUAA
This is a messenger RNA of Amyelois transitella, 7687 nucleotides long. It is a transcript of the gene AlaRS, whose product is annotated as alanine--tRNA ligase, cytoplasmic. NCBI's taxonomy places the organism in Eukaryota, Metazoa, Arthropoda, Insecta, Lepidoptera, Pyralidae. Gene Ontology annotation, biological process: tRNA modification; alanyl-tRNA aminoacylation. Gene Ontology annotation, cellular component: mitochondrion; cytoplasm. Gene Ontology annotation, molecular function: nucleic acid binding; aminoacyl-tRNA deacylase activity; amino acid binding. Bases 179 to 3082 code for a protein of 967 amino acids. The transcript has 2 exons. The record is from RefSeq and is a predicted model, not a curated record.